Messenger RNA from Prorocentrum cordatum, 342 nucleotides. Lineage: Eukaryota; Dinophyceae; Prorocentrales; Prorocentraceae. The record is from the annotation of a GenBank genome assembly.
AUGAGCGCGAGGUGCUGCCUGAGGACGUGCUCAGGCGCGGCGCCCGUGGAGUGCCUCGUGGAGAUCUGCGUGGCGGAGACCGUGGCGCCUGCGAGGGCCGCGCAGGCCGCGCAGCUGGCGCGCAGUUCCACCAUCUGGGACGUGGAGGACGCCCCUGGCAGCUGCAGCAGCACCAACGGGGCCGACAUGGACGCGCAGUUCGAGUCGGUGGGGUUGCCAUGCCCUGCCGAGAGUAACACGGACGGGCGCUCAGAGGGGACUGCCGCGACCCGCAGCAUCGCCGUGCAGACCGAUCGGAGGGAGUUCGUUCAGCUGCAGCGGCAGCUGGAGAAGCACUCUUGA